CAAGCAGCACCAGCAAAACCAGACGUCUCUCCACCAUCAGCAGAGCUAUACCUAGUAUCCAGCUGGAAAUGGUUUGCCCUCACUGAUCCAGAUACCUCUGGGAAAGGGAGAAACUGCAGCUACCGUGGCUGUGGGGGGCCAGCAGACUAUAAUGGAGAUGAACCUGUCGACCGUGCUUCUCUGGGGUCAUGAGUCGUGUUUUCUCUUCGCCUCUGUUUAACUCGACCACGCACACUUGCGCCCCACCCUGCCGUCACUUAUGCCUGCAGGAUCAUGGGUAGUGUCAGCAGCCUCAUCAGUGGCAACAGCCUCAACAACAAACACUGCAAGGCGUCUGAACACAGGCUAAGAAAGGGAACAAACUACCACAGGAGGACUGGAGGCCGCAACCUGGACGGAUUACUAAAAUACGGUUUCACUCAGGGGUCCACAACCUCCACUCAUUCCUCUAAAGGCCUUGCCCAUUCCCAGUCGGGACGGAGUGAGGAUUUCUUUUACAUCAAGGUGAGCCAUAAACCCAGGUCAGUGCACCACAGAGGACCAAUGGAGGACCAUGUUGCUGGAGGGAACAGAGAUGGGGAAUCAGAUGGGCGGCUGCAACCCAAACUGCUGCCUAUGAUGGGGAAAGUGACUGAAAGGUCUGCUGCUGAGAAGUCACUGGUCUGCUCCACUGCCUUCAAGUCUGUGAUUCCCAGGAGUACAUCCUCCACAGACACAGGCCAAAUCAACCUGGACCACAAUCUCAGCCCACUGGAAAAAGCAAGGAGCCCAGACAUCAGACAUAAGCAAGAUACCUUCUCAGGAACCCUCUCUGACUCUGGGCGCAACUCUAUGUCUAGCUUGCCCACCCACAGCACCAGUGGCAGCCUAAGUGCCUCCACAGGCCCUGUCACUCACAGUGUUGGCAGCUCAGCUCCGGCAAACAGCCUCAACCAGGGAGCACAACCCAAUUUCCUUCGUUGGGUCAAUGGGAAUGGUGCUAACCUCGACUCUGGCUACAGGGCGGCUUUAAACAAUGGAGGUUCAGCAUCUAAGACUAGCGGGGAUGUUGGCUCAAUGCUUUCUGCAGAGGAGCCAAACCCUCUCUCUGAAACAGCGGGUGGAAUUCGAUCGCCUAUCACGACAGAUGAGUCACUGAUUGAGCGCUUGGAACAGAGACUGAUGGAGAGGGAGUCUGAGCUGCAGGAGCUACAGGUGCCAAGCGCUCAUGUGAGCUUUGAGGAGAAGGAGGCAGACACCUGCCAGCUAUUUGAGGAGAGGCAGAGAUACUGCGCUGAGGAAAUGGAAGGGCUGAAGCAGCGCUGCUCCAUCAAGCUUCGUCAGGUUUCUCAGAUGGCUGCAAGAACCCAGCAGGCACUCCAUCUGCAGGUCAACCAGCUCCAGGCGGAGAAGGAGAGGCUUCAAGAGGACGUGUCCAAGCUGACCCGGGAGAAGGAUCUUGCUGAGGUCAGACUUAGGUCAUAUGAGACAGAGAGCACCCAGCUCGCGCCAACACUGGAGGAGACCCAGUGGGAGGUGUGCCAGAAGACAGGGGAGAUUUCCUUGUUGAAGCAGCAAUUGCGAGACUGCCAGGCGGACGUCAGCCACAAGCUGAAUGAGAUAGUCAGCCUCAGGGCAUCACUGAAGGAAAUCACGGCAAAGAUGGAGAUGCUAGAGAAACAGAACAAAGACCAUGAGGACAAAAUCCACUCUCGCACAAUAGAGGUUGAGGUGUGCCAAAAUGAACUCCACCGCAAGAAGAACGAAGCCGACUUGCUGAGGGAGAAAGUGGGCAAACUGGAAACAGAUAUUCAGGGGAUGAAACAAGAUCUGGCUAUGGCCAAAGAGCAAAGGCAUCAACAGAAUUUGAAAAUCGAAGCCCAAGCUCAGGCCCAGACCUUACAGAGACUAAACCAAGGGACAGCCUCCUCUGUCCAAGGCCAGGGAGAGGAGAACAGGGUCCAGAUCUCCACAGAUUCCCUCCAGAGAGAGGUGGAAAGACUUAAGUUGCAGCUCAGGGAGGAGAAGGAGGCUCAAGAGAGGCUGGCCAGCAGCUUCGAGCAGGAAAGGCAGACAUGGAACAAGGAGAAAGACAGGGUGAUCAAGUACCAGAAGCAGCUGCAGAUCAACUACCUGCAGAUGCACAAGAAGAACCAGGACCUGGAGCGGAUCCUGAAGGAACUGACUGCUGAACUGGAGAGCCGGACAGAGCUAGACAUGGACAUGACCUACAGCUCAGGGCUACAGACAUAUGACGAUGUUAUUGCCACGGAGAUUUGAGAGGGCAAGGGGAGCACUCACUAACACACAUGCAGUACAAAUAAGAUCGGCACCUGACUGUUCUUUCACACUGGAUGUUUAGCUGUUUGCACAUCAAACAAUUUAGGAUCACUUAGUAACAACUGGAUGGUGUCUUCUCUCCUGUUUGUUAGGUUAGAAAGGUUAUUCAGCAGAAAUAUUGCGAAAUAUUGGUGUCCUUUUAUACUGAGUAAACAUCCAGGUCACAAAAACAAAGUUAGAUUAAAAAACAAAACAAGUUUGUAAUGACACUGUUUGUACUUGUUUCAAAGUAAAUUAUUCAUAAAGGAAUAUUUUCCAAUUUUCUCACCAUUAACUCAAACAUGGUCACUCAUCAUUCAUCAGUCAUGUAUAAUUUUAUAAUUAAAAACUCCAUUUAUUAGUUGUUACUUGAUGCAAGCCAGACAAUAGAUGAUUUAUCGCCUCCAUGAUUAAUGGCUGAUGAUAAUCAAGAUGCUUCACACAUGUCUUUACCAGCAUGAGAAAUGACAGUGAUAUAUCAUCUACUCUGAUUUGAAAGUCCCAAACAAGACUUUUUUUUGGCAAUAUGCAUAUUAGUUAUGUUCGCACACUGUCAGUUCUUAAAGCUUGUACAUGGAAAACAAGCUUUUUAAAUUUUUUAAAAAGUGUAAUGUUGCGAACGCUAACAGUGAUUAUCAAUUUGGACAAAUUCUAAACUCUGUCAGCCAGUCAGUAGCAUACUGACAACCCUAAAUUUAAUCAAUUCAAGCGUGAAAAAGUCCUCAAUUUGAUAACUCAAUAUGCAAACAAAGUCAGUAGUGCAGUUAACAGAUUUUAUUAAGCCAUUUAGAGAUUUUGUCAUUCUCUGGGCAUUGAGAAAUUGAAUCAUUCUGCCAUGCACAAUGUUUUAAUGAUCAGUAACACUGUCCCAGUUCUCAGUGUAAAGCACUGCCGCUGCAUGUUUCUAUUCAGGUGUUAUAUACAGUUUUAACAGUCGCUCAUUUAGCAAGUAUCUCUUCACUGGAUGUAUAUUUUCUUUAUAAAUACAAACUUCUGUGAAGGCUUGAUUGUGGGUCAGGCUGGAAUAUAUAAAAAGUGCGGUGAGGAGAUCUUACGGCUGAUCAGAUCGUCCAAAGUGGAUUAUUCUAUGACUUUGGGCAGGGAUCAUUAAAAUACUGGUUUAAUCACAGAGUGCAUCUUGGCAGGAUUUUCUGCAAGCAAGCCACAUAUCUGAACAACACAGAGAACUGAACAUUGUUGUGGGGAGUGCCACAUUAUCAUUAUCUGCUGUUUAUUUCUAGUACAGAAUAGAUUAGUAAACACUUUUGACCGAUAACACAGGCAAACACAAAUUUUGAGUUUCACAUUGUGGUGUGCAUGUUUGUGAGUGUGUGAGUAAGAGAGCGCCUGGACGGUGUUCAAUGCAAGUAAAUAUUUUGAGAGAAAAAAAACAGGGUAUAAAAAAGGUUAGAGUCCCAGUAAUGCCUAUCUCUCUCUCUCCAGUGUCCCUCCAACUUCAUGAGAGUUAGCUGGCAUUUUUCCAGCUGGAGACAAACAAUCCUUCAUAGUAGCAGCCCAGGCCAUUUGGCUCUACUAUUUUGGAGCUAUUCCACCUCCCACAAGGGCAAAGUAGUUUGUGAAGCAAAAGUUUAACUGGUCCACCCACUCAAUACUCAGGGGCUCACACUGACUAUCAGACAACGAGACACACUGCGCUGGUCAAGACUGUGUGGCAAUCUCUGUAAUGAGCCUGCUCAAGAUUGCUCAGCCAUUCACCGCUACAUUAUAUUACCCCAGCAGGUCAGGAGAGAUUUGGAGAAAGACAGCCUAAGUGGAGCUCAGUGAUAAUGAACAACACUCAAGCUCAAGUGACAAAUAAAUGUUUUUCAGACCUAAUGUAGGGCCUGCUCACCGAAAUGUAUUCAAAUCAUGGGGAAGUAGCAAAAAUCACUUAAAACAUGUACGAAUCAAAAGUAA
Myripristis murdjan (pinecone soldierfish) is the source of this 4215-nucleotide messenger RNA. It is a transcript of the gene lzts1, whose product is annotated as leucine zipper, putative tumor suppressor 1. Gene Ontology annotation, cellular component: dendritic spine. NCBI's taxonomy places the organism in Eukaryota, Metazoa, Chordata, Actinopteri, Holocentriformes, Holocentridae. The record is from RefSeq and is a predicted model, not a curated record. Gene Ontology annotation, biological process: regulation of dendrite morphogenesis; regulation of synaptic plasticity. The transcript is spliced from 9 exons. The coding region runs from base 274 to 2259 and encodes 661 amino acids.